Messenger RNA from Phanerochaete carnosa HHB-10118-sp, 510 nucleotides. RefSeq lists its product as uncharacterized. The record is from RefSeq and is a predicted model, not a curated record. The transcript has a single exon. Bases 45 to 479 code for a protein of 144 amino acids. Gene Ontology annotation, biological process: mycotoxin biosynthetic process. Lineage: Eukaryota; Fungi; Basidiomycota; Agaricomycetes; Polyporales; Phanerochaetaceae.
ACAGUCUCACUCCCUGUCUCGAUGUUGAUCCUGGGCAGGUUGAGAUGGUACUCGAGGAAACCGUGCGAUACGACACCGGAAGCAAGCUGUCCAAUAUCGAGUGGCUAUCGACAAGAGCUCCGUGGGGCCAUGCAGGCUAUGUCAGAAUCGGGGAAGACCAUCGCGCCUAUGGUAUCGCCAUGGUACACCAGCUGCAUUGUGUCGAGAUGCUCGCACGGGCACUAUUCGACCCUGACGACCCGAACGCCAGUCCACCGCACAUCGCACACUGCUUGCAGUACUUGAAGCAGCUGUUCCUGUGCAACGCAGAUACGACCCUGGAGCCGUACGAUUUCAUGUCACGCAAUUUCACGUCUCAUACUGUCGGUAUGAGCCGAAACUGUCGUGACUGGACUGCCGUAUACGUAGCCGCGGAUGAGAACUACUCGCGUUGGACCGCGCUGGUGGAGUCUUCUGAAGACCGCCUGCGUCCGACGUGACGAGAUGAACCAUCUUUCCAUGUAGGUUUUC